Chelonus insularis is the source of this 2338-nucleotide messenger RNA. RefSeq names its product terminal nucleotidyltransferase 4B-like. Lineage: Eukaryota; Metazoa; Arthropoda; Insecta; Hymenoptera; Braconidae. The coding region runs from base 241 to 2073 and encodes 610 amino acids. The record is from RefSeq and is a predicted model, not a curated record. The transcript has 8 exons. Gene Ontology annotation, molecular function: mRNA binding; poly(A) RNA polymerase activity. Gene Ontology annotation, cellular component: nucleolus; TRAMP complex. Gene Ontology annotation, biological process: RNA 3'-end processing.
GAGUUUAAUAGUUAGUGCGCGACAUCUAUCGCGAAUCUAAUCGUGAGUGCAACCUGUAUGCAUGGUUUCUCUCUUUUACAACGUUGGUUGGUUUUAUUAAACUUGGAUUGUCAACAAGAAAAUUGUAAUAAAAUAAAUUAAAAGAGUUUCUAGUGGUAGUGUUAAAGCUGUCAGGCAAAGCCGGCGGGUCGUUUUUCGUUCGACCGCGCGGGACUAGUGGCCCGAGAAAGGUGGCGUUUAAUGGAUCCGACUAUCGGUUGGUAUCAACCGGAGCAGUACGGCCCCGCAAAAGAUUUGUGGUUGCAAAUUUGGGAGGCAGAAAAAGGCCGCGAUAUAUUGACAUUUAAGAACGAAAACAACAUAAGUGGUGGCGGUGGUGGUACGGGUGGUAGUGGUGGACCAACAACAGCAAUGGCCAACAGCAAAGGCGGCCAAGACUAUAUAGCUCUUGAUAACACCAUCAACAAUCGUGUGCCCGAUGAUAGGAAUAUAUUAAAUCAACGCACUCCCCACAACACCUGUAACAGUUAUUACAACCCAUCUCGAAGGAAAAGCGACAACCGUGCUAGGACUUAUGGUAUGAAUUACAACCAAGACACGCUCAUCGGCGAGUAUGGGGGAUGUCCUUGGCGUGUUCCCAACAGGCAGUACUCUAAGGGAGUUAUUGGUCUUCAUGAAGAAAUCGAAGAUUUUUACACAUACAUGUGUCCCUCUAAUGAAGAGCACUGUUUAAGACUAAGAGUAGUCAAGAGAAUUGAACAAAUUAUUGCUGACUUAUGGCCAGACUCAAAAGUUGAAAUCUUUGGAAGUUUUCGAACUGGUCUUUAUCUACCUACCAGUGAUAUAGAUCUGGUUGUCAUUGGAAGAUGGAGUAAUCUCCCUUUGCGAACUCUUGAAAGUGCGCUGUUGGAUCAAGGCAUUGCCGAACCGUCCUCUAUCAAAGUAUUGGAUAAGGCUAGUGUUCCGAUAGUAAAAUUAACCGAUAAAGAAACUGAAAUAAAAGUUGACAUAAGUUUUAAUAUGAACAAUGGUGUCAAAUCAGCCGAAUUAAUAAAAGAAUACAAACGUCGGUUUCCCGUGCUUGAUAAACUUGUUAUGGUUUUAAAACAAUUUUUAUUACAGCGAGAUCUUAAUGAAGUAUUUACUGGCGGAAUUUCUUCUUAUAGUCUGAUUCUUAUGACCGUUAGUUUUCUGCAGUUACAUCCUAGACAAAAUGCUCAUUGUGGAAAUCCUAAUUUAGGAGUUUUACUUAUUGAAUUUUUAGAAUUAUACGGUAGAAAAUUUAAUUAUGUUAAGACUGGAAUUAGAGUGAAGGAAGGUGGUACUUAUAUUUCUAAAGAAGAGGUUCAAAGAGACAUGAUAGAUGGACAUCGACCUUCAUUGCUCUGCAUUGAAGACCCUUUGACUCCAGGUAACGAUAUAGGACGCAGUAGUUAUGGUGCUCUCUAUGUUAAAGAUGCAUUUGAUUGGGCUUACUACGUACUUUGUCAAGCAGUCAAUCCCUUAAACUCUACUAUCAAUGAUGCCAGUAAAUGCAGUAUAUUGGGUCGGAUAAUUCGAGUCACCGACGAAGUCAUUGAAUAUCGGAAGUGGAUUAAGGAAACAUUUCCACUCACUCACGCUGAAAUGGAUUCGCUAUCAAGUUCUACUGGUUCAGAUGCUUCAACUUUAUCUGCUCCUGCAAGUGACACAGACUCAGAAUCAAGCAGGGGAAACUCGCCAAAUACUGGUGUAAAAAACCAUGAAGGAGAAGAGAGAAAUAAAGAUCGAAAUGCAUACAAUAAUCAACAAAAUCAGUAUAUACAAAAUCAGUGGAAAAAGCCAUAUAAAUCCAGUGGACAUGUUAAUCAUCAACACAACUCAAGAGGAAUAUAUCCACGCGGCAUAAACAACAACACAUUAGGUCAAAAUAAAGCUAAGAAUUCGCAUCAUACUAAUAAUACCAAUAUGAAUAAUAACAAUAACAACAAUAAUAAUAACAAUGGUGGCAGCCAGAGUCCAGGAACAAGAAUUCAACCUGUAAAACGUAAAAAGACUUAUACUAAUCGAACUCCAGGCGAUUGUGUACGGUGAUGAAACAUAAUUUACAUCCCAAUGUAUUAAAAAUAUUCUUCUGCCAAGGCGAAGAGUAGUUACCUCAGGUAAAUCCGCGAGGCUGCUCGUCCAAGUCACAAUAUUGUGAAUAUUCUUAGCAAUAUAUAUUACGGUCUAGAAAAAAAUAUAUAUUAAAAUAUUCAGAUGAUCAUCCAUUUCGUAGCAUAAUAAAUUCUGCAUUUUAUUUCGUAUAAAAAACGAUCAAAAAAGUAAAAAAAAAAAAACUAAAAUAUAACAAAACCAU